Molecule: messenger RNA, 477 nt
Organism: Mesorhabditis belari
Lineage: Eukaryota; Metazoa; Nematoda; Chromadorea; Rhabditida; Rhabditidae
Source: the annotation of a GenBank genome assembly
AUGUUCUUCUACGUAACAAUCGGCAUCCUUUUCUGCUACACAUUGUUGUUGAUCGGUUUCUUCAUGGGAUGGUGUACGCUGAUCCCGGCAAAAUUCCAUUCGAGGAAAGGUCUCCCCUUCUCGACGAUAAAAUCGCCACGGAGAAACACAAAAUUCGUGGCCAUCGAUACAGUUUCCUCGAGUGCCUCUCUCGAGCAAAUCCGACACAUUUCCGAUCGUGAAAGGCUCUAUUCGUUAGCAAAGAAAAAGAAAUGCUCACUACCACUCGUUGACUCGAGAAAACUGGAUGACUAUCUUCAUCCAAAGUACUCGUUACCACCAAGAACAAGCGACAUUCUGCAGAGAAAGCUCGACUUCGAAAGUUUUCUCCGUGUCCCCGGUCGAACAUCUCGUUCCGAGUCGAUUCCCUCAGCCAAAUCAAUUGAAAACUUUCGCCGGGUUUCUGUGCCAGAAGUGAAAAUUAUUAUUGAAGAAUUC